Messenger RNA from Manduca sexta (tobacco hornworm), 1442 nucleotides. Its product is annotated as histidine-rich protein PFHRP-II-like. Gene Ontology annotation, cellular component: extracellular matrix. Bases 74 to 1372 code for a protein of 432 amino acids. Lineage: Eukaryota; Metazoa; Arthropoda; Insecta; Lepidoptera; Sphingidae. The transcript has 2 exons. The record is from RefSeq and is a predicted model, not a curated record.
AUAUAGAGUUAGUUCAACGGAUGGCAGUCAGUUGCGAACACAGGUUCCAUCAGAACAAAGCAAGUUAUCAAACAUGGCAGCUAAGUUCGUCAUACUAGCGUUGCUGGUUGCAUCUACACACGCGAGCGGUGGCUUCUCAAGCUUCUCCUACGGUGUUUCUGACCCCAACACCGGUGAUAUCAAGGACCAGCAUGAGAAACGCGUCGGAGGCAACGUCGUGGGACAGUAUUCGCUGCUUGAAUCCGACGGCACUAAGCGCGUAGUCCACUAUUCUGCUAAUGACGCCACCGGAUUCAAGGCUGUUGUGCAUAAGGAACCAGUUGGAGCUUUAGGCGCUGGUGUCAUCGGGGGCCCUCUAGGACACGCCGGUGCUUUAGGACAUGGCGCACCCAUAGCUGGUCAUUUGGCUCUUGGAUCUCCUCUAUCUGGACAUUUGGGACAUGCUGGUCCUUUGGCUCAUCCCGCUGUUGCACCUGGUGCUGCUCAUGCCGCGCAAGCCGCUGCCGCACAACACGCCACACAUGCUGCUGCCACGCAACAUGCCGCGCAAGCCGCUGCCACGCAACAUGCCGCGCAAGUCGCUGCUGCGCAACACGCCGCGCAGCACGCCGCACAUGCUGCUGCCACGCAACAUGCCGCUCAAGCCGCUGCUGCGCAACACGCCGCGCAGCACGCCGCACAUGCUGCUGCCACGCAACAUGCUGCGCUAGCCGCUGCCGCGCAACAUGCCGCGCAAGCCGCUGCCGCGCAACAUGCCGCGCAAGCUGCUUCCGUGAGCCACGCUGCGAAAUUGGCCCAUGCUCAUGCUGGACCUCUCAGCCAUGCUGGCCCUCUUGCCCAUGCUGGACCUCUUGCUCAUGGUGGACCUGUUGCUGCUGCUGGUCCCUUGGCUCACGGUGCGCUUGCCAACCCUCUGGCAUAUGGUAAAGCUGCUGGUGUCUAUGGUCAAGCUGGUCUCUACGGUCAGGGAGGUCUCUACGGCCAAGCUGGCCAUGCUGGUCUUUAUGGCGGUUACGGCAAUCCCUUGACUGGCUCUCACGGUGCUGCUGGUCAUGGUGCUCCCGUUGUCUCCUCCUACUCCCACCGCAUCGUGCACAACGGUCCCGACUCCCGCCCCUACGCUGGAGCCUACGGAGGAUACGGCGCGUACGGUCAUGGUUACGGCGCCCACGGAGCUGGCCUGGCUGGCGCUCACUUGGCUGCAGCUCCUUUAGCCGGUGCACACGCUAACCCCUGGGCUAACGCUGCUCCUCUCGCCGGAGCUGGUCUAGGUCACGCCAACCCUUGGGCUAACGGAGCGCCUCUCGCCCACGCUGGUGUCGGUGCCUACGGCGCUCGCGGUCUCGGAUACGGCUCACAGUUGGGCUGGUAGAUGUAACGUUAUUCAUUUGACUGACCUGUGAUAGUUGCAAAGUAUAGUAAAAUAAACUGAUUCUAUUGAA